GCGUUCACGUGAAAGGGGGUCUCCGAUGGCAUCCCGAGUGGGGAGAGGUAGCCCAAAAGUUAAAGGGAGCCGCGCAGCGGCUGGGAACCCGAGUCCAGGGUGAAGGGCCGCAGGUAGGAGGCGGGCGCGCUGUUUUCGCACAAGGACGGAUGCGGCUGCCCGCGGAGGGCGCCAACCUGAGCCCUGGCCCCCGCUCCUGCCGUCGCCGCCGCUGCCCCUGCCACCCCAGGGCGGAUGCUGCCGCGGGCUGGCGCCUCCGCACCUCGGGGCUUAUGAGCUGUACCAGGUACGUCCUCCCUAGGCCCGCGAGGCCGGCUGUCCGGCCUCAGAAACGGCAGCGAAGGGCGCGCAGCAGGGACCCCUCUGGUUCCUGCCACCUACACUUUCUCUGUUCAACUUGCAAUUACACUUAGGGGCUGGGACACUCUAGACAGGCUCGAGGAAGUUGUUGCUUCUACGUGAAGAGUGCAAUCCAGGGACAGAGGUGGGAUGGAGCCUGGCCGGACCCACGUGUUGCAUCGAGGUGAGGUCCCGGCCGCGACAUAUGGGGCUGGGACUCCAGAUACCCUUACCGCUUAUUUUGCCGAGUUCGAACCUGACACAAGGCUUUUCCAGCCUAGGACCCGACACUUCUGGAGGGUGUCUCCAGAGUUGGGCAAUAGGGUCCGCAGCACAAGUGAAAGUUGCUUCAUAUCUCUCCGGACGUCGUUUUCCCGGUAAAACGGAGGGAAACACACUUGGUGAUCUCUCAGGCCACCAAGGGAGAUGGGAGACGGAGCGCUGCGGCGGUCGGGGCCUUCUGGAGCUGAGCAAUCUCCGGCUCCCGGUCUGCAGACCGGCUGGCUGUCCCAGGCCGGCGUGGACGAGGUGGCCGCGCGGGGACGCUCUCGCGACGCAGCUCCGCCCGGCGUGGCCCUGCCGCCCCGCCCUUGGUGUGAUAACUCGGGCUCCUCCUCCUUCUCGUCUUCCUCCCCCUGCCGGUCACAACUCCGGGAACCCAGCCCAAGCCCUGCCUCCCGGACACAACACACCGAGGCUCACGUAGUCCGGUGGCGGCAGCCUCCCCUGACACCUCCCUCCGAGCUUUCUGAUGCAGCAAGCCAGCUGGAGAGGGGGCUUCCCCGCGGCCCAAAAGGCAAUUUGGGAUCUCCUGGCUCCAGCGCAGACAUGGCCAAGUCGAAGAACCACACCACACACACCCAGUUCCGAAAAUGGCACAGAAACGGCAUCAAAAAACCCCCAUCACAACAAUACGAAUCUCUUAAGGGGGUGGACCCCAAGUUCCUGAGGAACAUGCUCUUUGCCAAGAAGCACAAGAAGGGCCUGAAGAAGAUGCAGGCCAACAACACCAAGGCCACAAGUGCAAGUGCUGAGGCGAUUAAGGCUCUCGUAAAGCCCAAGGAGGUCAAGCCCAAGAUCCCAAAGGGCAACAGCCACAGGCUCAGUCGACUUGCCUACAUUGCUCACCCCAAGCUCAGGAAAUGUGCUCAUGCCCACAUCGCCAAGGAUCUCAGGCUCUGUCAGCCAAAGGCCAAGGAUAAGGCUCAGACCAAGGCCGCAGCUUCAGCUGCAGCUGCAGCUGCAGCUCAGGCUCAGGCUCCCAAAGGCACCCAGGCCCCGACAAAGGCUCCAGAGUAGAGGCUUUCAUCUUCUGAUGUAAGGAUAGAAGGACUAGUGUGACCCCUGGGCUACUGUCUGCAUGGGGCUCGUGUCUACCUGUGCUGUUUGUACAAAUAAACCUGAGGCAGGAUCUGUCAGUCAAAAAUAAUAACUAACAAACAAACAAACAAACAAAUAAAUAAAAGACAUUUAUAUACUUGUGCAAA
Messenger RNA from Camelus dromedarius (Arabian camel), 1826 nucleotides. RefSeq names its product large ribosomal subunit protein eL29-like. Lineage: Eukaryota; Metazoa; Chordata; Mammalia; Artiodactyla; Camelidae. The coding region runs from base 766 to 1638 and encodes 290 amino acids. The transcript has 2 exons. The record is from RefSeq and is a predicted model, not a curated record. Gene Ontology annotation, cellular component: cytosolic large ribosomal subunit; ribosome. Gene Ontology annotation, biological process: cytoplasmic translation. Gene Ontology annotation, molecular function: structural constituent of ribosome.